AUGCUUAAAUCACUUUGGAUCCAAACACAGGAUAUCCAUGUGACCGAGAGUGACCCGUAUGUGCGUCGCCUGGGGGUGCAGCUGAUUGGUGAGAUGGCUAAGGAUUGUGUGCACCCAAACCACUACAACGAACUCAUGGCUGUACUACAGAAAGCCGCAGCCACCUGUCCUCCGGGCACUGUCAAUGCCCCACUCACCAGCGUCACCUCAUCGCCCCGCGGGUCAAAACGGUCCAAAACCUCACGCCUGUCCAUCAUUGAGGACACCAUUACCAAACUGGCCAAUCGCAACACCGCCACUCCCUCGGGCUACAACGCCACAUCAGACAGCUCUACUACAGGCACCAACACACCCGCAAGUGAGCGAACCGGGAACGACAGUGAUGAAGGUGAGAUGGAUGUCU
Molecule: messenger RNA, 403 nt
Organism: Sphaeroforma arctica JP610
Lineage: Eukaryota; Ichthyosporea; Ichthyophonida
Exons: 2
Source: RefSeq, a predicted model, not a curated record